Messenger RNA from Nematostella vectensis (starlet sea anemone), 1868 nucleotides. RefSeq names its product serine/threonine-protein kinase mos. Bases 106 to 954 code for a protein of 282 amino acids. The record is from RefSeq and is a predicted model, not a curated record. Gene Ontology annotation, biological process: protein phosphorylation. The transcript has a single exon. Gene Ontology annotation, molecular function: protein kinase activity; ATP binding. NCBI's taxonomy places the organism in Eukaryota, Metazoa, Cnidaria, Anthozoa, Actiniaria, Edwardsiidae.
UUGCUCCCGGGACCAAGUUUGCAGUUGGACUCAAAAUUUGCAAGACAUUGACCGACUCGGUCUUCGUACAAGAAGCAAUUCCAAUGAGUCCAAAGAAAGAUAAGAAUGAUAAAAGAAACCGAAGUAGCAUUUACGAGUAGUUUAGACGUCAACGAAGUGACGAUUCUCAAGGUUCUAGGUUCCGGCGGGUUUGGAACCGUUCACGAAGGCAUUUACAGAAAUCAGAGAAUUGCACUGAAACGAUUACACACUAACACGAAGAACAAGAAAGCAGCCAUGCAGAGUUUCCAAGCAGAGUGCAGAAACGAAGUGCUGUCGCUAGACCACCCAAACAUUAUCAAGACGUUAGCAGUUUCAAGCGCGUUUACUCUAGAAGACGAACCUUGUCUUCUAAUGGAAUUCGUCAGCACUAGAACUCUUCAGCACGUCAUCGACGACGCAAAUGAAAAAAUGGACUUUGCAAGGAAGUUACGCGUCAACAGUGAAAUUAGCAACGCUCUGGUAUACAUCCACAACAGCGGGAUUGUACAUUUGGACUUGAAACCUGCAAAUGUUCUGAUAGCUGAUGACGGGAGCUGUAAAAUAGGAGACUUUGGAUGCUGCCAGUUCGUGGAUGACCAGCCCAACACCCCUACGAGGUCUUACCUCACAGGGACCUUCGCUUACCGGGCACCGGAGCUUUUGCGAGGCGAAUCCCCGACCUUUCAGGCCGAUGUCUACUCGUUCGCUAUCUGCAUGUGGCAGAUCUGGACGCGUGAAGUCCCGUACAAGUUGCAGAAUCACCAAGUCGUGAUUUUCCGUGUGGUCGCUUGUAGCCUUCGACCGCAGAUUCCCACCGGUAACGAGAUAGACAAUCGGUACAAGGAGUUAAUGACGAGCGCUUGGGCGGGAAAACCAACAGAUCGGCCAACCAUGGGAGACAUCAAGGAAACCUUUGCAAACUGGAGAAUCUGAGAAAUCUUCGAGCAUUUAUUUUCUAGCUGGGCUAGAACUUAACCAUAGAUUAGUGUAUUAGAGUAUUUAUUAUAUAACAGGAUGUUGGAGCAGGUCUCUAUAGAUAUAGUACUAAUUAUAGAAUUAAUUAUUAUGCGUUCAACAAAAAAGCAGAUAAAGUAUUUUAAUACGAGUGAUUACAACAGAAAAAAAACUUUUAUUGGAAAGAAGCAGAAAUUUUGAAAAAGAAUUAUCUGGAGGCUUUGUAAUAAGAGUUUUGUUGGAUACAGCUCGCUAAGAGUUCAAUUAUCUUGUGUAAUUUAUUCCAGAGUGAAAUGACCUAGAGUGAAAUUAUUUAUUAUAAAGAGAAAUUAUCUAUUUAUUUAUUUAGCAACAUAUAUCAUUAAGUGACAGAGAUAUAUUAAAUGCAUAAAGCUUCAUUAUUUCAAAGUGAAUUAUUUAUUAUCGAUUAAUUUGAUCACUUAUUCAUUGACUGAUUUCUGUAUUAAAUUGCUUAUAUAUUUAUAGGUAUAUUUAUCUGUUAUUCAAAUAAUUAUUUGUUUUCUUAUCCAUUUAUUUGUAUUUUUUUCUUAUUUCAAGUCAGUCUACACAAUAUUUAAUUGAUUAAUUAAUUAAUUUCUGUGCAUCUAUUCAUUUAUUUAUUUAGACUAUCUGUUUCUUCUUUCUUUCGUUUAUUAACUUACUAACAUACUCAUUUAUUCAUUUAUAUAUUUGUAAGCACUUCAUUUAUCGAUUUGGCCAUUUGCGCGUCAUAGUCAUCGCAAUUAAUUAAAGUCUUCCAACCAACAUAAACUAAACAUUUCUUGUAACGGAAGUAAAAUUCAAUGAAACUGAAUAUAAUGUAGUGUAUUCCUAUUUGCUGUGCUACUUUAUUUUGGCGAUGUUAUGAAAAUAAACUUCUGUAUGGUGCGUAA